GAGCUGAAACUAUUGACUGACCAUAGAGCACGACGGAACCAACGGCAUUAGAAUUAACGUUUUCGAAGCAUUUUUUUUUUAAACGAUGGUGCUAGCGGGAACGUCGAAGAAGUAUUUUGCGUGGAUAUUCCUGAUUUGGACGUGUGGAGAACACGGCUGUGUUGGUUUUUUACAGUCAAUGAUUUCAGAGGGACGCCCCUGUCAAGCGCCGACUCUGGACGGAGGUUAUAUCGUUCCUGAACAGGACAUAUAUUCGCAUGGGGCAACGUUGUCGUUCGCGUGUGAAAAGGGACUCAAACCGGCGACGCAAGGUUGGUGGGCAACCACCACGUGUCUGGAUGGCAAAUGGGCCACUCAGCCGCAAUGUAUUGAUAUCAACAACUGCAUUCCACCAUUUAUCCCGAAUGGAAAAUUCACUUGGAGCGCCUCGGGUUGGUACGAAAAUGGUUUCGUGAUCAGGGUCAAAUGCGAUGCCGGAUAUUCCUACAAAAAUUAUGACGCGACAGCUUCAUGUGUCAAUGGAACAUGGCUCUCCGUACCAACCUGCGAGCGAAGCCAGCAGGCGUGCGACGCGCCUCCUAAAAUUCCCCAUGCGGUCAUCAUCAAUAACCCUCACCAAGAUGUUUACGCUUCCGAUACGGAAUUACUCUUUGAGUGUGAAGAUGGCUUUACUGUGGAGGGAACGCAAAAAAAGGCCAUUUUUUGCAUCUUUGGAACGUGGUCGCCAGCUCCACCCUGUGUAAAAGGAAUAAAGCCAACUCCAGGUGGUUCAACAGCAUCUACCGGCAGUGGGACAAUCCCUUCGAGUGGAGGGAGAAGACCCGGUAGUGGUUCUGGAAAUGGUGGGCGGGAUCAUGCAGGAACAUCAACCGGAACCUCUUCCACUCAUCCACAAGUUACUACAAUUGACAGGUGUGGAGACACUCCCGUUGUCGCUGAUGGCGAGAUCAUGAAAAGGACCAGCAGGUUUUUGAAAUACCAAUGCGGCAGUUUCUAUAAACGAGUCGGUCCGGAGAAAGUGGUCUGCUACGCUAACGGCCAGUGGUCCGCCACGCCUACUUGCAAAGCAACCUAUUGUUCCGUGGAUCAACACCCCAGGUUAAAAUUCGACGGCGUGAAAUUCCUAACCGAUGGCGAGACGGUGGAACUGGAGUGUGUGAACCCGGGCCACUGGCUGACGACUCAUUAUUCGGUGGUGCGGUGCAAUAAUGGAAGAAUAAUAUUAGGCAAAUGCUGCAACUGGUGGGAACGGAAGUUUAGUUCGUGCUAGCAGGUCAAGACGGAGGACCCAUCUGACAACAGCUGUUUUAAUUAAGAUCUUUACGAAUACCUUGUAAUAAUCAUCACAAAUAGUGUAAUAUUUCGUAGUAAAUAAAACCUGGACAGAAAUGAAUAAUA
Molecule: messenger RNA, 1398 nt
Organism: Corythoichthys intestinalis (scribbled pipefish)
Lineage: Eukaryota; Metazoa; Chordata; Actinopteri; Syngnathiformes; Syngnathidae
Product: complement factor H-like
Exons: 9
Coding region: 86-1270 (394 amino acids)
Source: RefSeq, a predicted model, not a curated record